AUGGAAGAGAUAUAUCAGAAGCCAUUGCCACUGAGCGCCCCUGAAGAAAACUACCAAUGGUGUCCCACCAUUUAUCUUAUCUCAGGAAUAUCAGCAAACCGCCUGCAAUUGAGUGUUUUUCGUGUGAAUUCCCAAAAAGUCUGGUCAGUGAGCUUGAAGAGUGAAAUUAUCUGUCAAUGUUGGCGACCGGAUGGCAAGAUCAUUGCAGUCAGUUUAAAAGAUGGUUCAAUAAGACUUUAUGAUGGAAAUAUGGGAACGCUAAUGUAUGUCAUUGAGUCUGCAAAUAACACAGGCGGGCCAACUGCCUCAUUUUUGAGUUGGCCUAAUGUCAAACAGAUAAAGUCCCAAAGUUCCGAAGACUCGGAACCAACUCUUCAAGAAAAAUUGGAGAAGUUUUUUGACUUUAACCUGGCAAAAGGGUUGCCAAAAUUAACCCCAUUGAAUAACACAGACACCGUCUUCAUGAAUAAAUCGUUACAAGAUGAAGAUAAGUACUUAACGCAAGAUAACACACUGAAUUAUUUGUUGACCAAUUACAAUAACGUCAUCUCCCUUAGUCUAUUAGGGUUCUUUCAAAUUGCAAGCUUGGUCAAGUUUGACUCCAAUGACGUUAUCCUGCAUCAUUUCGAAUCGGAUGACCUUUCAACUCUCUACUUCUUAUACAAUAGAGAUGGGAGUACCCUGCUCAAGCAGAUUAGUUUGAACUUUUUGAAGCAAAGAGAUAUUGUUAAUUUGGGACUGAGCUACAGCAAGAUCAACUCGUUGAUCGAAUAUGUUAAUCAAGUAUUAAAGCAAUUGCAUCAUGAAACUAAGCCAUACCUAGAUUUUAACCAUAAGUUAUUAGAUCUUUUGAAAGAAGAAAUUAUCUCUUCGGAAGGCGACGAAACUGGUAUUUCCUUGUUGUACGGUUUGUUAUUGACAGGAAUUAUGCAUCCCUGUCUGAAAACUUGGAUUACUGAUUAUUUAGGAGACAAAAACAUCAGAAGGUGGAUCAAACUGGCAGUAAAUUGUUACGAAGGGAAUAAGAAGUCUCUCUUCAGUCAUCUGCUACCAUGUCUAGAAAGAAUAAUUGUUAUGCUAGACGAAUUAAAGGGAUCAACAACCCCACUGACGAAACAACAGCUUCAAAAGUUACUUUCUGGCUGCACGGAUCUACUACAGAAGACUUAUCUAUUCAUAUGGAAGAUCAAUCAUGAGCAAAGACUAUUUAAGUAUUUCAUCGAAUGGUUAGAUUACGUCCUGCUAGAAUAUACGACUGAUGAUACACCAGAUAUGGAAAUUAAAACCAAGGAGGUGACUGAAUUUCUUACAAACCAUUUAACAAGUUCCGUCAUGCAUGCAUUUUUGGAUGACUUGUCUUCGCUUCAAAAUACCAUCAGGAUAGACAUGAACACAAUUACGGCUAGUUUUGUUGAAGAACUUAAAGUAAAAACAGACUCCAAAGACUUCCCUCUAAGCAUCACGUUACCUUCUUCAACAUUGUAUUCUACUAAUGAUUCUGAAACGCACAAUAAUCUGAAAACUAUCGUCUUAACAAACACCCCAGACGCACUGGAAUUGAUUUCCAUUAAUUUGAUCACUGCCGAUGUGCAACAUCGUCAUUUUUCGUUUCCUAUGUCCGUUAUAUCUUACAUGCAUUACUCUGAAAACUCAACUUUCAUAUUGGCAUCCGAUGGCCAAGCUACUGAGUUCUUGAAAUUAACCUCAAUUGAAAGCAGCCCUAUUCAACUGAGCAGAUUUAGCGGGGACGAAUUUAUUCCAACAUCAUUCAAGAUGACGCACAAAAAUGAAGCAGGGUUCCUGAUAGACUCAAAUCGCAAGAAGUAUCUAUAUUUCAAGCUAAAAUGA
This is a messenger RNA of Komagataella phaffii GS115, 1848 nucleotides long. RefSeq lists its product as hypothetical. Gene Ontology annotation, cellular component: nuclear periphery; anaphase-promoting complex. NCBI's taxonomy places the organism in Eukaryota, Fungi, Ascomycota, Pichiomycetes, Pichiales, Pichiaceae. The record is from RefSeq and is a predicted model, not a curated record. Gene Ontology annotation, biological process: anaphase-promoting complex-dependent catabolic process; positive regulation of mitotic metaphase/anaphase transition; protein K11-linked ubiquitination. Gene Ontology annotation, molecular function: protein binding. The transcript has a single exon. The coding region runs from base 1 to 1848 and encodes 615 amino acids.